AUGGCAAAUGACGAAGAUGUGAGAAAAGAAGUAUGGAAUGGCAAGAUACCCGUCCUAUUUCGGUUAUGUCCCAGUGAUGUAUUCCUAACUGAGCAACCAGAGCCUCUGUACAUGGCUGUCAUGAGACAAUCCUAUUUUCCCUUAGUCUUUUCAGAAAAAAUUCACAAAUAUUACAAAAGAUACAUAGACCCAGAUCUGACUGAGGCCAACAUUUGGCUGGAAGACAACAAUGGCAUGCCAGUUCAAUGGCAUUGGCCAAUUGGAGUUCUAUUUGAUCUCAAUUCACUCACAAAGGUUGAUCUGCCAUGGGUGAUAACUGUACAUUACAAAGACUUUCCACAGAAUAAUAUCAUAAGGUUCACAAGUAGAGAUGCAGUCGAGUCUUUGUACAUGUCAAACUUGAAGGAAGCUGACUUCUUAAAGCACAGAGGUCAGCUGAUCAAUGUGAUGCAGAGGCAUGAAAUCAAAAUGCUGUUUCAGGGUCUGAAUGAGGGAAACUAUGAGAAAUUUUGGUCGGUGAAUGAGAAGUUUAUGGAAUGUAGCGAAACUAACAAGUUCAGGUAUAUCCCUAUCCGACUGCACAUCAAACACGACAUCAUCAAGCAGUAUGCAAUCAGCAACAUGAACAACGAAAACACAGCCAAUCCCCUCAUCUCUAUAAACCAAUCAGACGAGAGAUUGGUGAAUAUUAAUUACCUAACUCAGGGCAUAAAGCCCCCUUUAGACACGCCCCUUCUCUGGCUCAGUAGGCGCCUCAGCUAUCCCGACAACUUUUUACACAUCUGUUUACUUGAUUUGCCAUCAUAA
Helobdella robusta is the source of this 807-nucleotide messenger RNA. RefSeq lists its product as hypothetical. The record is from RefSeq and is a predicted model, not a curated record. The transcript has 4 exons. Gene Ontology annotation, cellular component: Atg12-Atg5-Atg16 complex; phagophore assembly site membrane; cytoplasm. Lineage: Eukaryota; Metazoa; Annelida; Clitellata; Rhynchobdellida; Glossiphoniidae. Gene Ontology annotation, biological process: nucleophagy; cellular response to nitrogen starvation; autophagy of mitochondrion. Bases 1 to 807 code for a protein of 268 amino acids.